CUGGACCCAACCAUAUAUAUAUAUAUAUAAAACCAUCAGAAUUUCUUCCUUCCCAGCUUGGAAACCACCAUUAUAUAUUAGCCCUUUUCGCUUCUCAACAAUCCCAUUAAUUUCACAUUGUAUCAAUCUUCUUUUUUAGCCAACAAAUAAUAAAAAGAAAAAAGAAACUCUCUUUGUAUCUCUCUAUAUAUAGAAAUCAGGAGUCACUGUGCACCAUCCCCUCCUUCCAUACAAAACUUCGUAUUUAUUAAAAAAAAUAUCUGUCUCAUCAGUAUAUAAAGCAGUCCCAGUACUAGGUCUCAGAAUAAUUAUUAUACGAUGUGGGAAAGGAGAAAAGAAAAAGCUUUGGUGACUUUAAUGGUGGCUUUUGGUUUGUUCCAAACUUGCUUCUCCGACAUUAACAGAGCAAGUUUUCCUAAUGGCUUUGUUUUUGGUACGGCUUCCUCUGCUUUCCAGUAUGAAGGAGCAGUAAAAGAAGACGGAAGGGGACCUUCUGUUUGGGACACUUUUUCACAUAAAUUUGGUAAGAUAAAUGAUGGGAGUAACGCCGAUGUUGCUCUGGAUCAGUACCACCGUUAUAAUGAAGAUGUGGAACUAAUGAAGAACAUGGGAAUGGAUGCUUAUAGGUUUUCAAUAAGCUGGUCUAGGAUUUUUCCAAAUGGAAGUGGGCAAAUCAAUCAAGCAGGAGUGGAUCAUUAUAACAAACUCAUUGAUGCCUUACUCGCUAAAGGAAUUGAACCAUAUGUGACCCUUUACCAUUGGGACCUUCCUCAAGCCUUAGAUGACAAAUACAGAGGAUGGCUAGACCGUCAGAUCAUCAAAGACUAUGCGAUUUUCGCUGAGACAUGCUUUGAGAAAUUCGGAGACAGAGUGAAGCAUUGGACCACAUUCAAUGAGCCACACACAUUCUCCAUACAAGGAUAUGAUGUUGGUUUGCAGGCACCAGGGCGGUGUUCUAUCAUUCUCCACCUCUUCUGCAGGGCUGGAAACUCCGCCACUGAGCCUUACAUAGUUGCUCAUAACGUUCUCUUGUCUCAUGCAACUGUUGUUGAUAUUUAUAGGAAAAAGUACAAGUCUAAACAGAAGGGCUCCAUUGGGAUAUCUCUAGAUGUUAUGUGGUAUGAACCGGCAUCAAAUUCCACAGCAGACGUUGAAGCCACUCAAAGAGCCCAAGAUUUUCAGCUUGGCUGGUUCCUCGACCCAUUGAUUUUUGGAGAUUAUCCAAGGUCAAUGAGAGAGAGAGCAGGAAACCGGCUGCCAAUAUUUUCAAAAUUUGAGGCUUCACUAGUCAAAGGGUCAUUGGAUUUUGUGGGCAUUAAUCAUUACACUACUUAUUACGGUUCGAAAAGUUCAGUUGCCAAAAUACUUAACGACACCCUCGCGGACUCUGGCGCACUAACCGUUCCAUUCAAAGGUUUUAAUGCUAUUGGAAACAGGGCAAACUCUAUAUGGUUGUACAUAGUACCUGAAGGCAUGAGAAAAUUAAUGAUCUAUAUCAAACAAAAGUACGGAAAUCCUACAGUCAUUAUUACUGAAAAUGGAAUGGACGACCCAAAUGACUCGACGAUUCCCAUUAAACAAGCUUUAAAGGAUGAUAAAAGGAUCAAGUACCAUAAUGACUAUUUAACAAAUUUGCUAGCUGCUAUCAAAGAGGAUGGAUGCAAUGUAAAAGGGUAUUUUGUUUGGUCUUUGUUGGAUAAUUGGGAAUGGAGUGCUGGAUACACAUCAAGGUUUGGCCUAUUUUUUGUUGAUUACAAAGACAAGCUCAAGAGAUACCCAAAGAAUUCUGUCCAAUGGUUUACCAACUUUUUAAAUUAAUUUAUGCUACUAUUAUGUCGAUUGUACAAGAGUUUCUCAGUUUAUAGAUGUGCAACUGUUUCUUUUCAGAAAAGAAAAAAAAUAAAGGGAAUUUAUAAAAAAAAAAAUUAAAUGCUUAUGUAGA
Humulus lupulus (European hop) is the source of this 1942-nucleotide messenger RNA. Its product is annotated as beta-glucosidase 40-like. The transcript is spliced from 13 exons. The record is from RefSeq and is a predicted model, not a curated record. The coding region runs from base 319 to 1818 and encodes 499 amino acids. Gene Ontology annotation, biological process: carbohydrate metabolic process. Gene Ontology annotation, molecular function: beta-glucosidase activity. Lineage: Eukaryota; Viridiplantae; Streptophyta; Magnoliopsida; Rosales; Cannabaceae.